GCAAUGGUAAUCGAGGCAGAGUCAGACUUGUCUCUAGGCUCCGAACUGGAACCCAAAAGCUAAUUAAUGGUGGGAAGACAGUCCCCUUUCCGCCGCCGACGUUUCCUCCUCCGCCGCCGCCGCGCCUCCCGAUGCCGUCGCGCCAGCGCCUUCUUCCGGCCCCCUCCACCUCCGCGCCGUCCCCGGCUGCCGCGCUCCUCCACCAGCAGCACCGUCACCACCAACGCCACCUCGCCGCGAAGGCCGCGGCGGCCACGGCGACCGUGGCGGUCGCCCUCGCGGUCGCCCUCGUUGCCGCGCUGUGGUGGCGGAGGAGGAGGAGGAAGCUGGCGGCGGCGGAGCCAGAGGGGACCAAGGCCCUACGGCGCCUAUCGUACCGGCAGCUGAGGCGCGCCACGGCCGGGUUCGCCGCGGGGAACAAGCUCGGCCAAGGAGGGUUUGGGCCCGUCUUCCGCGGCGUUCUCCCCCCGGAGAAGGGCCGUGGGGGCACUGAGAGGGAGCGGCCCGUCGCCGUCAAGGUCAUGGACGCCGCGGGCUCGCUCCAGGGCGAGCGCGAGUUCCACAAUGAGAUCGCCGUCGCAUCCCAUCUCCUCAGCUUCGGCUCCACCUCAACCGCCGAGGAGGCGCUCUGCUCCAACGUCCUGCUUCCGUUCGCUUACUCGAUGCCGGCGCGCGGGGGAGAAGCCCGGCGGCCGCGCCGGAUGAUGCUGGUGUACGACCUCAUGCCCAACGGGUCGCUGCAGGACGCGCUGCUUGGCGCGGGGUCGCGCCGCCGCCCGGAACUCGUGUCCGAGUGGCCGCGCCGCCUCGCCGUGGCGCGGGACGUGGCAGCCGCGCUCCACUACCUCCACUCCGUCGUCAAGCCGCCGAUCAUGCAUGGGGACGUCAAGCCCAGCAACAUCCUGCUCGACGCAGACCUCAAGGCUCACCUGGCCGACUUCGGCCUCGCCCGUGUGUGUUCCGACCCUGACCCUGAAGGCGAGCUGGUGAGCGGCGUGAUUGCUGAAGGCAACGGCAUGAUUGCAGAAGGAGCUGAUGCGAAUGGGAAUCCUGAUUGGGGAUGUGAUGAUGACGUCUCAGUGGUGACGGAGAGGACCACGGUGAAUGGGGAGGGGAAUGUUGCGCCCAAGUCGCCAGAGGAUGAUGAGGGCUUCACAUCUGCAUCGCCGGCAGAGGCCGCAUCCACUUCUGUGUUUGACAGGGCCAGCGUUGACAGUGGUACGAACAGCCGCAGCGGCAAUGGUGCCUCACGUACUGGUGGCGCCACGGCAUCAGGAACUGGGAGUGAUUGGUGGCGGCGGCAGGACAAUGGUGCACCAAAUAUUGGGGUUAAGGACUAUGUCAUGGAGUGGAUUAGAUCAGAGAUCAAGAAAGAACGCCCGAAGAGUGAUUGGAUUGCAGGGACAGCUGUAAACAAUCCAGUUGCCGAGAGGAAGAAGUCGAAGCGGAGGGCGCGAGAAUGGUGGCGCGAGGAUUAUGUUGAUGAGCUUGCCAUGAAGCAGAAACGGCGGACACUUGCCAAAUCAAAGAGCCAGCAGGUCGGGUUGCAAUGGUGGGAAAGGGAUAUUGAUGAUGACUUUGAUGAGAAGGGGCAGUCCAAGUGGAAUUUGGUAAAGAGCUGGAGUCGGAGGAGCAGCAAUAGCACCAGCUAUGGCCAUGGGAGCAUUAAUUGGUGGGUAAAUGGUGCAAGAAGCAGCCGUGAUUGGGCAAGUGGAGAAUUAGUUCCCAAGAGCGGUGGUACAGUGAGCAGCACGCCUAGCAUGCGUGGCACGGUAUGCUAUGUGGCUCCAGAGUAUGGUGGCGGAGGUCCAUUAUCGGAGAAAUGUGACAUCUACAGCUUUGGUGUCCUAUUACUUGUUCUUGUUUCUGGGCGCCGGCCAUUGCAGGUAAUGCCGUCAGCCAUGUCGGAGUUUGAGAAGGCAAGCCUUAUAUCAUGGGCCAGGCACCUUGCACGCGCCAGCCGCUUACUUGAUCUGGUUGACCCUGCCCUGCAUGAUGUUAACCGUGAAGAGGCAUUGCUCUGCAUUACCGUUGCACUCCUCUGCAUCCAGAGGUCUCCAGCUCAUCGCCCAUCGAGUCAGGAAUUGAUCCAGAUGCUCUCUUGUGAGGGAGAACUGCCAAACCUCCCACUGGAGUUUUCACCGUCACCACCUGGUGGGUUCCCUUUCAAGUCGCGGAAAAAAGUUCGGUGAGUUUGUUGGGUUCCCUUUCAAGUCGCGGAAAAAAGUUCGGUGAGUUUGUUUAGGUUCUUGCUUAGAUGAAAAGGUAGCAUCAACCUUCUGCCUUUCUGUAUGCUUCCUCAUGUAUGCCUUCCUUGUAUCUGUUUUCUUUUCCAUGUACUAAUAUAAAAAUCUUACUAGAUGCCAAAAAGGUGAUGGAAAUCUCAAUUCACAUUGCACAAGAACUGUGUCCCCAUGAAUCAUAGGCCCAUACCCAAAUUUAGUACCAAGGGCCAUGGAGGUUACUUUAAUGACCCUUUGGAGUGGGAAGUAUGGUUUUUUGGUAUACCGUAUUACAUCUUUUUGUUGGACAUGCCUAGAAGGUAUUGCGUUAUGGACCCCCGCGAAUUUGGUGGCUGAGCUGUAUGCCUACUUGUAUGUUGGAUUCAAUCUUUUCCUUUUCUGAUCAAACUUUCUCCUCCUUUUGCAUUUUCACUAUCACUUUUUCCUUGCGUGGUCGAUUCUGCCCAGUUGCUACAACUACUACUUAGAAUAUGAGAGUCAACAAGGUCAUUAUGCUAUCUGCAAAGGCUUCAUUGAGGUGUCAGUACCAGUGACACUCAGUCUUGGUAAUGUGGUUCACCAACAUGGUUGGACACAAUAUAUUGGUAGUGGUAGGUUCGAUGUUCACACAACCAGCCAGUAGGUUAGUUGUUAACAUACAUAGCAUCAUAUUUGUAGGUUUGCCUGCAUUACUUCAGAGUUUUGUUGUCCUACACUAUUGUUAAUGUUGUUAUUAGAAUCUAUACACUGUUUGAUGUGAAUGGGUAGGAAGACUGUCAACAUUGGGGCACGAAAAGUCACAAAAAUAUUUGGCUGUCAACUUUUCUGUGACCCAUGGUUUGGGCUGAAAAAUUGACCACCACAAGCCCUGAACUGAAGUACAUACUUUGUUUAUUCCCCCUCGAAAGAAUCCAUCAUUCUCCCUGUUGAGCCACUGUGUUCUUCAUUUAUUCUCAAUCUGAGAUGGCUGGUGCUCCAUAGAUUUAUAUUUUUCAAUUCUGGUUACACUAAUAUCAAGGGUAAAUUGGUUCAAAGGGCACAUUGGGUAUUAUACUUUAAUGAUGGGGAUGGUGCAUUGAACCGACCUGCAAAAAUGAGCCUAACGGGCUCCACUUCAGACCCACAAAACUGCUUUGGUUCAGAAGUUCAGAAACCAAAGAACUGGACAAUCGAGAGGUUCAACCCAUCCCUUCGAAUCGGCGGCACUGCAGCGCUGACUACCGAGCUACGCCUCGCCUUUUUCGUCACCGGCGUCGUCCCAUCGUGCCUGCUAUGAGCAGGUUAUAAUGUCGCGGCGCUCUGAGGGCUGAGCAGAUUGGAUCGGUCCGCCGCCGGCGGUUCCCUCCUCCCAUUCUCAGGCCUCGGCGGCAGCGGCUUUCCUGCCCCCGUCCUCAAGUUCUCAGAAUGAUGAUGACUCCUUUCUAUCGCCUGCAAGAGAUCUCCUGAAUCUGCGUGGUAUGCUCCCCUUCUCUAAUGAACCAAGUUCUUAACUUCCUUGCUACUGGUCUAGUUCUAAAUCAAAGUUUCUUUCUCAAUUUGUAUAUGCUUCAGUUUGUGUGAUAAUAUCGCUCUAUUAUGAAAACAUGACUAGUACAUCACAUAGGCUUGCUCGACGAAGCAAAUUUGAGUGAGAUCUUCAGUGUCUCAUUUGCCUGCCUGUAGCUACCUUUAUAGUUUAUCCUCAUACUGAAAACCUGCUAAAACUAUUGUACGACUGCCAAAGAUGAGUGCUAUUUAUCUAACUAGACAGUUUAAAUAUGCACAGUACAACUGAGUCAUUAGCUUUGUUUGAAUUAUAUGAUUGGAUGGUAAAUUGGUAAUCCCUCAACGCUUAGUGUGUCACUGCUGCUGAUCAGGGGGAGUUGGUGCCUGGCGUUCUUGUUGUUGCCAGCUAGGAAAAACAGAGGAGAGCCCUUCCAUUUUGCUUGCUUCCUAUUCGUAUUGCAGUACUACUGCUACUUCUUUGACUCUUUCCAGCUUUCUCAGUUUUAUAGUUGCAUUGGCUAUUUGUUCGGAGCUGCUUUAUAAAUUAUCUUGAAGUUUAUAUCUUUGAGAAAUUUCCUCAAGUACUGUAACUUGAAACCAGCAAAAUAGGCUGCAUCUGCAUCUUCAACUGAGAUGACCUAACAUGUUUGCUUCUUUCCAAUCUUGAUUCACUUGUUUAAUGCUGGUCUGGACUAACAUUGAUUGAAAGUACCUGUAUAGAUUAAGGACAGUUAUAUUGUAGACCAAUAUCAAACUGAAACUCAGAUGUAUUGUUACAAUUAAAAAGGCUAUAUUUCUUAGUUGUACACUCUUCAUAGUUAUUUGUUCUACAUUAUUUCAGUUUGCAAUUCUGAAGGUAUAGUUUCACAAUAUUGUAGAUUAAUCAAUUUCCUUAUGUACUAAACCUCCAGCACUUUUUCUUACUCACUUAUGGAUGUCUGAGCUAACACUUCUGUGAAUUUUGGUUUAGGAUAGCACUUUAGUAGCUAACUCACCAAUACUUUUUCUUUGUUGAUUGGUGCUUUACAUUUCUGUAACUAGGACACAUUUCUCUAGUUUUAUUUUGUGACUAAUCGUCAUACACUUAUUAGAAGCCCAGUUUUCUUGUUGCAACAGAAUGCUUUGUACACAAGUUCUCCGUGUUGGAUUAUCAAGGCAUCCUACUUUUCUUCGUACAAUUGCAAGUGCCAUGACUGCAGGAUCGUUGAAGAGGCGUACAAGGGCCAUGGCUGCCGGAACGGUGAAUAGGCUGCCGAGUCUAGUUGGAGGAGCACUACAAGACUAGAUGAAUUUUGAUAUCUAUUAAGCUAAUUCUGUAAUUUGUGGUUUUAUAUGGUUCAUCGUGUCAUGGUACUCUAUGGAGACUAUGACUAUGAACAUCACAUCUAGUGCAUGUUAUUUUCCUGCUAUUAUUAGCUGAAGUUCUGCUAGAGACAAAUUAGUGCUGUGCUAGUCUCCUUGUCAUCAAUUAAAAGUAAUUUUUUU
Panicum virgatum (switchgrass) is the source of this 5192-nucleotide messenger RNA. Its product is annotated as receptor-like serine/threonine-protein kinase At2g45590. Gene Ontology annotation, molecular function: protein kinase activity; ATP binding. Gene Ontology annotation, biological process: protein phosphorylation. The record is from RefSeq and is a predicted model, not a curated record. Bases 132 to 2192 code for a protein of 686 amino acids. The transcript has a single exon. Lineage: Eukaryota; Viridiplantae; Streptophyta; Magnoliopsida; Poales; Poaceae.